AUGCUCGCUACCAAAAGCUCAAUAUGCAACCGAUCAACCGACCAAGAAAAGAAGUGGAAGCCUAAAGCUCUGCAAGAUGAUGAACCUCAGAAAGAGGAUGAGAUCCGGAGCCUCCAAGCCCAGAUGCAAGAGCUACAACAGCAACUGGUAGUAUACUGUAGAAUUUUGCGGCGAACACAGGCUGAUGUUAAACUGCAGGCCCAGUACAAACAAGCAAUAGACAGCGCAUCUGUUGUGCCCGCAGCGGCGCCCCAAGCAGACUUCCAAGAUGACCUCGCUCAAGUCAGAAAGAUACGCCACUCUCUUAAACUGCCGCCCCUACAGCAGACGAUGCACAUGAUUGGCGUCUAUCUAAAUACUGUUAACUCGUUAUUGCCCCUCUUUCAUUCCGACACUCUUCUACGACUCGUUGGAGAGACGUAUGCUCUCGAACCGAAGCAGCGCGACCCCGUCGUCUGGGCCGCGAUCAAUGUCGUGCUAGCCUUGGCACUGCAGCAGAUGCCCGAGAGCAAUAAUGUUGGGACUCCUUAUGGCACUACAGAAAGCUAUCUGAGCCACGCCCAAUCGGUUCUGUGGGCCAUAACGCUCAGCCAGACUCAGCUCAUCAACAUUCAGACACUGAUUGGAAUGGCUAUGCUGCUGCAAACUGGACACGACUCUACGCCGGCCUUGGUCUUGAUCUCAACAGCGAUGCGUCUCAUACACAAGAUCGGUCUACAUAACCGUGCAUAUUCUGCACAUCUCGAUCCCGUUGAAAGACAACAACAUGCUCGCGUCUUCUGGCUGGCAUACAUCGUUGAUAAGGAUCUCAGUCUCCGCGCCCAGCAGCCGUCUAUCCAAAACGACGAGGACAUCGAUCGUGACUUCCCGAUGUCAUUCAGCACUGUUACCAGCGGUGACUCUAAAGCUGGUAUAGUCACGACCGUUGACGGUAGCACCACCAUGGACUAUUUCCUCGCUCGAGUCCAGCUUGCUAGUAUCCAGGGUGACAUCUACGACCACCUCUAUUCAACUCGCGCCUGGAAACGGACACCCGAAGAACGAAGGUUGAAAAGAGAGAAUAUCGUGCUCGCACUGAACAAUUGGAAAGCAUCAGUGCCAUCAGACUUCGGCGCUGCGGAUGUCAUUACAACUACGAGUAACAACCCCUCAGUUGCUGCUUUCUUCUGUAUCCUCCAUACAAAUAGUCUUCUAUCGUUGAUGUUAAUCACGAGGGCACAUGCUUGGGAUGAGCAAUGGGUCGGUGUUCUGCGUGAUCAUGGCAGAGGAUUGGGCACAUCACAACUACCAAGCGAUUGGAACUCAAUGGUAGGGCAGGCGCGAGACUUCAUGAUCUUAUUCGAGUACGUUGUGCCUAGAUAUUGCUGGUUAAAAUGGGUCUCGACUUGUACCUACAUUUCUUCAAUGGUGCUUCUGACUGCCAAUAACCUACAUGACCUCCAGCACGCGGACUUUGAGCGGGAUAGCAACCUUAUUGAGAAAGCUCUCGCAUGGUUCGGAGAAAUGGCUAAAGAGUUGCCGUCGCGAAAGACAGAAGUACUAGAAAACAUCUGCGUCGAAGCAGUUGAAGCGAUGAAGACUCGACGUGCUCAUGAGAUUGACGUGAAGUUUGGGGGUGAUUGGCUCAUUGGGUUCCUCAACAGUCUGGAGCCUUCUUGA
Messenger RNA from Fusarium tjaetaba, 1659 nucleotides. RefSeq lists its product as uncharacterized. Gene Ontology annotation, molecular function: zinc ion binding; DNA binding. The coding region runs from base 1 to 1659 and encodes 552 amino acids. The transcript has 3 exons. Lineage: Eukaryota; Fungi; Ascomycota; Sordariomycetes; Hypocreales; Nectriaceae. The record is from RefSeq and is a predicted model, not a curated record. Gene Ontology annotation, biological process: DNA-templated transcription.